AUGCAUUCCCCAGUCAUGUGGCACUUUCUUCCGCUUCUUCUGCAAGUCUGUACUGUUUUUGCAAAUACCGAAAAAGUCAUCUUCCUUGGCCCAAGCAGCCUGCAAGUUCCAGUUGAGCAUCCAACUCUCGAGGACUUAGAUUUGGAACCUCUCUCACCCCAGCAUUGGACCUUGAGAACGCAUAUCCGCGCAGAAUUUCCUACUGACAGUUUAAAACAUGGACAAGCGUCCUGGUAUCUGCUGCAUAGACUUGAGGAAGGCAGACGAUACGAAGUCAGGAUCUGCUGGGCUGCAACUCAACCAACGUCCUUUCGUCUCGAGACAUACGAUUUACCUACAGUUUUCGAAAAUCCCGAAUUGAUUACUUCCCUUGCACAAUACUCGGAAGGGCGACAGUCUGAACCAACUCAAAUUGCAGAUGAGAAACCCAGCAUCUCUCGAAAACCUACAGCAGAGCGUGAUGCUAACGACCUCUCUUCAACCCUGUUUCUGCAGGUAUUUGCAGCUGCAGAUUACUACACUACGAACAAGACUAUCAUGAACAAUGUGCCCCCAGUCUUUGUUGAUAUUAUCCUGGACCCAUUUAUCUUCAAUGUGUUUCCUCGAUCGCUGCUUCCUACAGCUGCUUAUAUUGUCCUGCUUGCAAUUGGAGGCUGGUAUUUGUCCAAAUAUGUUGGUAGUUGGUUCGAGAACUUGGCGAAACAAGAUGCAAAUGAAGAGAAAAAGAAGAUAUAG
This is a messenger RNA of Lachnellula hyalina, 735 nucleotides long. RefSeq lists its product as uncharacterized. Gene Ontology annotation, molecular function: mannosyltransferase activity. Gene Ontology annotation, cellular component: endoplasmic reticulum membrane; mannosyltransferase complex. Gene Ontology annotation, biological process: GPI anchor biosynthetic process. The record is from RefSeq and is a predicted model, not a curated record. The transcript is spliced from 2 exons. Lineage: Eukaryota; Fungi; Ascomycota; Leotiomycetes; Helotiales; Lachnaceae. The coding region runs from base 1 to 735 and encodes 244 amino acids.